AGCGCCUGCUGCAGGAGGCAGUGUCGGGGUCUAUAGCAGUGCGUGCGUCCGGGGCAUUUGGUUUCUUUGAAGAUCAGAUUGUGCGUUGCUGCGUUCUCGAGCAGCAGGCGAAGCAGGCGGCAGAUGCGGUGAUUGGUGUGCGAUCGUUGAUUCAGGCAUUUGCCGAGUAUUCGGCUGUUUACAUUCUGGCCGUUGGAAUGCUAUGGCGGUCGGCAAGUGGACAGCACGAUUGAGCUGGGGGCGGGCGACCUCCAGUACCAGUAUCUGACGCUCAAGGUAGUUAUGCCGAUUAUCAGCAAUCUGGCUGGGAUAAGGCAGCUGUUCAUCAACAACGUAUAUCCGAUCCAGGAGGUUUACGACAAGGCGCAUAUGGAGGCUGAGGCACCGGCGCACGUCGAAAAUAGCGAGCUGACAGCAGACUGGCCAGAGCACGGGCAGGUCGAGUUCCGCAACUACAGUAUGCGGUUCACGGCGAAGCAGGACCGGGCACUGGCGGACGUUUCGCUUCAGAUCAAGAGUGGGGAAAGGAUUGGAGUGGUCGGGCGGACAGGGGCAGGCAAGACGUCGCUGUCGCUGGGGUUGUUCCGUGUGAUCGAGGCAGAGUCAGGGUCAAUAUUGAUCGACGGUGUGGAUAUUGCACAGGUUGGUCUGCAUGAUUUGCGGUCGCGGCUAGGAAUUGUGUCCCAGGAUCCGGCGCUGUUCCACGGGACAUUGCGGUUCAACCUUGACCCGCUGCAGAGGCAUUGUGACAGAGAGCUGUGGGAGGCAGUGGAGGCUGGCGGCAUUGUAGAGAUGGUAGAGUGUAGCCGCGGCAGGCAUGAUCCCGAGCGUGGGUGCUGCCUGGGUCGGUUUGUGGAGUGUGGGGGCAGAAACUUCAGUGCGGGUCAGCGUCAGUUAAUCUGCCUAUGCCGGUUGCUGGUCAGCAGGAGGCAAGUGAUAGUGUUGGACGAAGCCACGGCUAAUAUCGACAGCGAGACCGAUAGUCUGAUCAGACGCGUGGUCCAGCGCGACUUUAGGCACAGCACCGUGAUUACCAUUGCGCACAGACUGGAGUCUGUGCUUGACAGUGACCGAAUUGUGGUCAUGGAUAACGGGCGUGUAGUGGAGCUUGGGCCACCCAAAGAGCUGGCCAGCAAUCACAACGGGCUGUUUUCCCAGCUGCUGGCAGCUCAAAAGCAACGGGAGAAGCAUCAGCAGCAGUAAAUGUUUUCAUGUAGCUGUUUGUAAGGAAUGCGGUAAGAAAAAGUGAGACAAAAUAUAGAACCAUUUAAUUAAUCGUGGGAAGUAGGGGAAGGGAUCAUUGCUGCUCGGCCUUCUUGGU
Linderina pennispora is the source of this 1321-nucleotide messenger RNA. Its product is annotated as P-loop containing nucleoside triphosphate hydrolase protein. The transcript has a single exon. Gene Ontology annotation, molecular function: ATPase-coupled transmembrane transporter activity; ATP hydrolysis activity; ATP binding. Bases 283 to 1203 code for a protein of 306 amino acids. Gene Ontology annotation, biological process: transmembrane transport. Gene Ontology annotation, cellular component: membrane. The record is from RefSeq and is a predicted model, not a curated record. Lineage: Eukaryota; Fungi; Kickxellomycota; Kickxellomycetes; Kickxellales; Kickxellaceae.